Molecule: messenger RNA, 2702 nt
Organism: Aplysia californica (California sea hare)
Lineage: Eukaryota; Metazoa; Mollusca; Gastropoda; Aplysiida; Aplysiidae
Product: tubulin alpha-3 chain
Exons: 3
Coding region: 89-1444 (451 amino acids)
Biological process (GO): mitotic cell cycle; microtubule cytoskeleton organization
Cellular component (GO): microtubule; cytoplasm
Molecular function (GO): structural constituent of cytoskeleton; GTP binding
Source: RefSeq, a predicted model, not a curated record
UUUUCCAUCAGGGAGAGCACAUCUCUACAACAUCAAAAUCGUCGUAAACAAUAACCCAGAAGCAUAAUCAGAAACCUAGGAGACAACCAUGCGUGAAUGCCUGUCCAUCCACAUUGGCCAAUGCGGGACCCAAGUGGGGAACGCGUGCUGGGAGCUCUACUGCCUGGAACAUGGCAUCCAGCCGGACGGACAAAUGCCUUCGGACAAGACGAUCGGCGGGGGCGACGACUCGUUCAACACCUUCUUCAGCGAGACUGGCGCCGGCAAGCACGUGCCUCGAGCGGUCUUUGUGGAUCUGGAGCCCACAGUGGUGGACGAAGUCAGGACAGGGACAUACCGACAACUCUUUCACCCCGAGCAGCUCAUCUCAGGCAAAGAGGACGCAGCCAACAACUACGCCCGAGGUCACUACACUGUGGGCAAAGAAAUUGUUGACCUGGUCCUAGAUCGGGUCCGGAAACUGGCUGACCUCUGUACUGGCCUGCAAGGAUUCUUGGUCUUCCAUAGCUUCGGAGGCGGCACAGGCUCAGGGUUCACAUCCCUGCUCAUGGAAAGACUCUCUGUGGAUUAUGGGAAAAAAUCCAAAAUAGAGUUCGCGGUGUACCCGUCCCCCCAGAUCUGCACGGCCAUUGUAGAGCCAUAUAACUCUGUCCUGGUGACGCACACAACGCUAGAGCACUCAGACUGCGCAUUUAUCGUGGACAAUGAGGCCAUCUAUGACGUAUGCCGCCGUAACCUUGACAUUGAGCGGCCCACGUACACCAACUUGAACCGGCUGUUGGCUCAAAUCGUCUCUUCCAUCACCGCCUCUCUGCGCUUUGACGGCGCCAUUAACGUGGAUCUGCAAGAGUUCCAGACCAACCUGGUCCCUUACCCACGGAUCCACUUCCCCUUGGUGAUCAUGGCGCCCAUUAUCUCGGCAGAGAAAGCCUAUCACGAGCAACUGACCACUGCAGAGAUAACCAGCUCGUGCUUCGAGCCUGCCAACCAGCUGGUCAAGUGUGACCCCCGUCACGGCAAGUACAUGGCCUGCUGCAUGUUGUACCGCGGUGACGUAGUACCCAAAGACGUCAAUGCCGCUAUCGCCACGCUCAAGACAAAGAGAACCAUUCAGUUUGUGGACUGGUGUCCAACUGGCUUCAAGGUGGGCAUCAACUACCAGCCCUCCACCGUGGUGCCAGGAGGUGACCUCGCCAAGGUUCAGAGGUCAGUCUGCAUGAUGGCCAACACCACAGCCAUAGCAGAAGCCUGGGCCAGACUGGACCACAAGUUUGACCUGCUGUACGCCAAGAGAGCCUUUGUCCACUGGUAUGUUGGAGAAGGAAUGGAGGAGGGCGAGUUUUCGGAAGCCCGCGAAGAUCUAGCUGCUCUGGAGAAAGACUACGAGGAAGUUGGUCUGGACUCAGUGGAGGGAGAAGGAGAAGGAGGCGAUGAGGAGUACUAAAUGUGCUCUCCCCCACACCAGCUGGUGAUGCGUCUACUUCGUGAUGUACACACACCAUUGCUCUGGCUUGAACUCCUGGAUGAUAUACCAUAGAAUUCGUUUUGGGGCAGACGUGUCCAUGGGCAAAAAUUUGUAGGAAAAGGGGAUAUGGUGGUAUGUAGGUUUACCUGUAUCUAAAUGUGUAGUGUAGAUAGAAAGUCUUCUCGGAUUGACGAUGAAGGUGGCACAGCGAAACUCUGAGGUCACUUCCAGUGGGCUGGGGUACUUUGUACACCCUGGUGUCUGCUCGUCACAUUUGAGCCUAUGUCCGGUGGGUCGCCUUAGGCGCUCACAAGUCUCCAGGUGUGCCUCUGUGUUGCCCGGAGUACUGCGCGACGUACGUGGGCUUAUGGCGGAUGGCCAGAGGCUGUGGUCUUUAGGCCGCUUCACCGGAACCGGAAGUGCAUCCUUGUUAGCAUGCACGCUACGUGAUACGAAGCCUUUAGUUUCUUCUGGAAACCUGUACAGUGUGUGUCAUUCCUCAACCAUUAGGGUUGAAUUAGCUUAUCUAUGUUUAUAUAUUUAUAUAUCCCACUAUUCGUAUCAUAUUAUUAUUAUAUCUGAUUAUUCUCGUAUUUAUUAUCGUUCUAUAUAUUUCAAACCGUUUUUAUAUUCGUUUGACACCGCUGUGCAGAGCUGACCAGUUAGAGACUGGACCCAGACUCUCUCUGUCCGUCCUUGCACGCGUUCUCGCGGACAUGUGACCUAGUGUGACCUAUGACUCCAGCCUAAAGGUCAGUGAACUUUUGAAUUGCGCAGUGUGGCCUCUGUCGUAGUCUUUGACCUUUCAGGGCACGUCUGCGGUCAGUGUAAGGGACUAGAAUGAAAACUUGGGGUGGGGGUAGCCAGAUUCUGAAUUAAGGUGACCAAUCCUGGUCCGAUGGGUGUCACUCUCGAGUGACCUUGAGUCUAAGCAUUGGUCUUGUGCACGAAGCAACAAGUCAUCUCCUGGUUUCUUCGUGCCGUUAAAAGUAUGUCCACGGGUGUGUCUGGUCAGUGAGACACGUGCAUCUGCAUCACGAUACAGUGUGAAGGCGCCCAGACAGUUCCCGGUUUCAACAAAAGGCAACACGAACAUGUCUCAGUACACAUACAACAUAAAAACAAACAGAUCAACAUACUCUGUAAGAAUGAAUCGAAUCUAAAUAGUCUGUGGGAAUCCCCGUUCUGGGAACUCAUCACAUCAUAAACCUGUGGAAUAAAUCUCAGGACAAACAUU